CUUUUUAAUAAAUAAUUAUAACUCCAUAUGUCAUCCUUUCCAAAGGACAAACCAUAGGCUUAUGCAUGAAAAAUUACCCAAAGCAACUCAAAAAGAGAGAAAGAUGGCUACAAAUUACUAAGAAGUAAAUGUCUUUGCGCCCUUCAUCACUUGCCAACUUUCGAAGGUCACUAUACCAAUGGAACUUGAUGAUUCGAGACUCUAACAAUAAUGGGUUCUUCGCACAAACAUUAAAUAUAUACUCUUCCAUGGCACACUCUGGUGUCCAUGGCAACAACCUCACCUACCCUUUGCUCCUCAAGGCCUGUGCCAACCUCGCUUCUAUUCAACAUGGGACAAUGCUUCAUGGGCACGUCCUCAAACUUGGGUUCCAAGCAGACACCUUUGUUCAAACUGCUCUCCUUGACAUGUACUCAAAAUGCUCCCAUGUUUCAUCUGCACGUCAGGUGUUCGAUGAAAUGCCGCAGAGAAGUGUCGUCUCGUGGAAUGCCAUGGUUUCGGCUUACUCUCGCGGGUCAUCGGUGGAUCAGGCAUUGAGAUUCUUGAAAGAAAUGUGGGUUCUUGGUUUUGAGCCGAAUUGUUCCACAUUCGUUUCGAUUUUGUCAGGUUAUUCCAACUUGGAUUCUUUCAAGUUUCAUUGGCAGGGGAGGUCGAUACACUGUUGCUUGAUCAAACUUGGGAUUGUGUAUUUGGAGGUCUCUCUGGCCAACUCACUAAUGGGUAUGUAUGCCCAGUUUUGCCUAAUGGAUGAAGCAAGGAAAGUUUUUGACUUGAUGGAUGAAAAGUCGAUCAUUUCUUGGACAACUAUGAUAGGGGGUUAUGUGAAAAUUGGGCAUGCUGUGGAAGCAUUUAAGUUAUUUAAUCAAAUGCAGCAUCAAAGUAUUGGCAUAGACUUUGUUGUGUUUCUAAAUCUUAUUUCUGGUUGCAUACAAGUAGGAGAGUUUUUGUUAGCUUCAUCUGUUCACUCUCUUGUACUUAAAUGUGGGUGCGAUGUAGAGGAUUCCAUUGAAAAUUUGCUUAUUACUAUGUAUGCAAAAUGUGGUAGACUUACAUCUGCUAGAAGGAUAUUUGAUUUGAUCAUUGAAAAGAGCAUGUUAACAUGGACAUCAAUGAUUGCAGGGUACGUCCAUUCAGGUCAUCCAGUGGAAGCACUGGAUCUGUUUAGAAGGAUGGUAAAGACAGGUAUUAGACCAAAUGGAGCAACCCUUGCAACUGUUUUAUCAGCUUGUGCUGAUUUGGGAUCACUCAGCACUGGGGAAGAGAUUGAAGAGUACAUUUUUCUAAACGGGUUGGAAUCGGACCAACAAAUCCAAACAUCUUUGAUACACAUGUACUCCAAAUGUGGGAGCAUCAUGAAAGCAAGAGAAGUGUUUGAAAGGGUGAGAGAUAAAGAUUUAACUGUUUGGACUUCCAUGAUAAAUAGUUAUGCAAUCCAUGGGAUGGGGGAUGAGGCUAUCAGCCUCUUUCACAAAAUGACAACUGCAGAAAGGAUAAUGCCGGAUGCCAUUGUUUACACUGGUGUUUUGCUGGCCUGUAGCCAUUCCGGAUUGGUGGAAGAUGGACUGAAGUACUUCAAAAGUAUGCAAAAAGAUUUUGGAAUAGCUCCUACCGUAGAACAUUGUACCUGUCUGAUAGAUCUUCUCGGCCGAGUUGGCCAGCUUGACUUGGCUUUCGAUGCAAUUCAGGGAAUGCCACUGGAAGUGCAAGCUCAAGCUUGGGGUCCAUUGCUUAGCGCUUGUAGGAUUCAUGGUAAUGUUGAGCUGGGUGAGCUUGUUACUGAUAGGUUAUUAGACAUUAAUCCUGAAAGCUCUGGAAGUUAUGUAUUAAUGGCUAACUUGUAUACCUCUUUGGGAAAGUGGAAGGAGGCACAUAUGAUGAGAAAUUUGAUAGAUGGUAAAGGUUUGGUCAAAGAACGUGGCUGGAGCCAAGUUGAGGUCAGUCAUAGCUAUCAUGCAUUUGCUGCAGGAAAUCAACCGCAGUAAAUUGUUGCAGAUCUAAAUUUUACUCUUCAAGGAAAAAACAAUCUCAGUGAAUGAUUAAUAGCUAAAAAACGAAAACACUAGGGAACCUCUGAAAACCUGAGGUUUUCCAUAGAAUUGUUUCAGCUGGUUGUGUCAAUAGAACUACCAGAAUCCAGCGUUAGAACAUGCUUUGGAGCUCAAGUUCCAUAACUAAUGACAGGGAUUUUAUAAUGCAAGAUCAGCAUGUGGUUGCAUUUUGAAUCCGGUUCUUGUCAAAGUAAGGAAUUCAAGUGAAUUUGUGAUUUCCUUCUUUUUAACCUUUUCUGUCCUGAACCUGGUUCUCUCUAAUAAGGCAGUUAGUUUCACAUUUGACCAGACAAAGUGUUUACCCAUGAAUAUGAUACAUGUUACUUUACAUGUAAACCAAACUCGUUACGGAAUAUAAAAGAUGUAAAUUUGGAAAGAUCAGAUCUUUGUUGUCCUUUCUGCCAGGCAUUCCUAAUGCCUACAUUCAGUUACUGCAACAGAUUUAUACAUAUUCAUAUUCUUACAAUGACAAGGUGGGGGUAGAUAACCAACUUGAUGAAAAUCACAACCAUUAUCCAUCUUCCUUGAAUAACUUUUUUCUGUUGGUCACCAGCUAACUUCUAUCAUUCUGAGUUCUUUUGUUGUAGUUGUAGUUAUCAAGUAUUGGUCAAGCAUAGAUCAUGCUAUCAGGGUUCAUAAUGAUUUGCUUCAUUCAUGUAAGUCUUUAUAUUUACCUUCUUAAAAGAAGAUAU
Messenger RNA from Cajanus cajan (pigeon pea), 2740 nucleotides. RefSeq names its product pentatricopeptide repeat-containing protein At4g19191, mitochondrial. Gene Ontology annotation, biological process: RNA modification. NCBI's taxonomy places the organism in Eukaryota, Viridiplantae, Streptophyta, Magnoliopsida, Fabales, Fabaceae. Gene Ontology annotation, molecular function: protein binding; RNA binding. The record is from RefSeq and is a predicted model, not a curated record.